Hibiscus syriacus is the source of this 477-nucleotide messenger RNA. RefSeq lists its product as uncharacterized. The record is from RefSeq and is a predicted model, not a curated record. The coding region runs from base 1 to 477 and encodes 158 amino acids. The transcript has a single exon. Lineage: Eukaryota; Viridiplantae; Streptophyta; Magnoliopsida; Malvales; Malvaceae.
AUGGAAACCCAAGUUUUUUACUCGCCAUCUUAUUAUGUCGUUCUCCUUUCUCUUGCUUAUGCGAUCAUUAUCAUGUUUGUUUUGUUAUAUUUACAAGUGAAUUGGAUAUUUGCUUAUGUUAUCGUCGUGGUUGAAUCAAGUUGGGGACUUAAACCUUUAAAACGAAGUCAAAUUUUAGUUAAAGGGAUCAAAGGGGUUGCUUUGAAGAUUUUACUUUUUUUCGGCUUCUGCGGUUCGAUCAAUGUAUUGCGCUCAAUUAUGCAAUCGGGUGAUUUAACUGGUGAUGAGUGGAAAAGUUGGGACUUUAUUUGGAAUAUUGUCGGCACUACCGCAUUGUACAUGGUGAUUAUGAUUUAUAAUUUGGCUGCAUAUACAGUUUUCUAUGUAUAUUCCAAGGCUGAAGAAUUUGGAGGGCAAUAUGUAAGUUUGCCUUUUGAUGACGAUGGCAAAGUUCCAAAUGUUGUCUCAAUCGUUUAA